AUCAGAUCGGCAAAGUCCUGUUUUCGCAGCCAAGCCCCGAUCGAGGUCAUUGCUCGCAUCAGCUUCCCCCUCGAUCCGCGUCCGGAGCACUCGUCGAGGCUCUCUUUCCAAGCGGUCUAUCCAAGCUCUCCGAAGCGCUUUCGCCUACCAGGCCCCCUUCGUUCCCGUGCCGAAUUCCUCGCCGAUCCUGUCGCCGAUCCUGUCGCCGAUCAUGCGUCCUUCGUUCAUCCUUCGCCCGGUCGCCCGGUCGCUCAGUCUCGCUCGCCCGGUACUCCCGUUCUCACCUGCCGCCGCUGCAGUCUUCUGUCGGCCCUCAUUAACCCGAAGCUUCAUCGGCAAAUGUCCCAAAGAGGCCCAGGUCUACAAUGCCGCAAACCCAUAUCUGCAAAAACCACUGCCAGGCUCCACGGCAUCGCCGGCUGCGGAUCCGCUGAUUGUCCUCCAGAACUACAUCGCCAUCGACGACGCCCAGCUCGCCUUGGCGUCGUACUCGUCCAUCCGUGAGAACGAGGCACAAAAGAAGCGCCUGUCGUCUGGCGAUCUGGUCGGCCUCCUGCGAUGCCUCGCCAGACACCCCGGCACCGGCAACAAGCAGGCCAUCGACCACAUCCAGGCUGAUCUGAGCGCGAAUGGCAUCAAGGUCACCACAGAGCUGCAUGCCCUCCUGAUCCAGGCAUUCGCGCUCAUUGGAAAUGAUGUCGGUGCCGCGCUCCAGUAUGCCCACUCGGUCAAGGAGCACAGCAAUGGCCAGCUCUCGGUCGAGCUUUACAACGCCCUGAUCGAGUCGCUCGUGCGCAUCCAACACCAUCGUCAUGCAACCAUCAUUUAUGGCAACAUGGUCAAGGCCGGCGUCCAGCCCAACGACGAGACGCUUGCACUCGCUGCGCAGGCACUCGCUCUCGACGGCGCCCUGGACGAUGCUGUGGCGCUUCUCCAGAAGCUCCCGCCGUCGCAUCCCCAGAUCGCCGACACCUACGCUGCCAUCAUCAGCGGCUAUGGCAAGCUGGGCCGUGUGACACAUGCCUACCAGUACAUGCGCAAGUUUGAAAAGAUCUCGACCCAGCCUGCGCCGCCUGCGGCGUGGGAAGGCCUAUUCGAGGCCCUGGAUGCCCGCAACAACCUGUCGCUGGCCAUCGAGACCUACCGCACGAUGCGGGCCAAGCUCGUGCCGGCCUCGCCCAAGUGCCUGACCUCGCUGAUCAGCGUGUGUGCCCGAGUCGACGGCAUGACCUCGGCUCUGCGAUACUACCACAAGAAAGAACACGUCCGAGGGUGGAAGACGGCCGACGAGAUGGACGCUGCCCUGAUCCGCGGCUAUGUCUCGCAGAAGCCGCCGCAGGCAGGCGUUGCUUGGCGACAUGUCGUAUCGAUCCUGAAGCACAAGCCGCUGAACCGGACCCUCAUCGCGCCGCUGGCCGAGUUCCACGCCGACAAGCACACCGACUAUCUCUUGGACAUGCUGCAGCUGGCAUACGCUCCCGCCGAGCAGCUGCCGCGUAUCGUUGCGCUGUUGCUCGAGUCGUUCCUGACGGCCUCGACCCCCCAUUUGGAUGCCGCCAAGGGCCUGUAUCAGCAGCUGGGCAAGGGUCGCCUUGCCACUGUGUCGCCCUCGGACGAGGUCAUCCUGCCCGUCGUGCCGCUGUUGCUCUUCAACGACGGCAAGGUCAAGGAGGGCGAGUCCAUGAUCGAGAAGCUCGAGCAAGCCCACGUCCCGAUCGCGCGAGAGACCUACGCCCAGUGGAUCCGCACCUCUGUCGCAGCCAACAACGUUACCAAGGCCAAGGAGGUCUUCUUCAAGGCCCUGACCUCGCCGCUGCCCUAUUCAAGCCAGGAGCAGCGUGUGACCGAGUACAACGAGCUCCUCAAGGGUCUCCAAAAGGAAAACAACGCUGUCGAGACCAAGGCUCUGCUCCUGGAUCUCUCCGAGCGCGGUCUGAUCCCCGACGCUGCGCUGCAUCCCGAGGUUGCUGAGGCCCUCGAGGCGAACGAGAUCCAGGUUCUGAUCCAGCGAAUCUAGGCAGCGAGCCGCCAUUUGCGAGUUCUCCCCCCUCCAACAUUCAGCGUAACAUUGAUGGAUACUCUGGUUGUAUAUCCCAGCCGGAUCGAUCCACCAGCACACUUCUAAGCAUCCAACCUCUCCCCUCCCUUCUUCCUGAGCUGCUAGACUCACUUUCUCGAUGUCCUCCCCCUCCCUCCUCUUCUGUGUCUGGCUCCGGUAUGUACCCCUUCCCGUUACAUGCGGUCGCCAUCUUAUGCAAGAGCUGCCCGCCCCCUAUCUCCUGCUCACUCCCAUCCAUGCAUCAAUCCUGUACCCGCUCUUGUCACACCCAAUUCAUGUGCAUUUCUGGGGAAGAGGGAGAUGAUCGGCCAAGAAUCGAUGACGGCGCGACGAUGACGUGGACAACCGCAUCAUGUUCUAAUACAGUCAGUGCAGGAAAGGCAAAAUGAUGU
Messenger RNA from Polychytrium aggregatum, 2451 nucleotides. RefSeq lists its product as uncharacterized. NCBI's taxonomy places the organism in Eukaryota, Fungi, Chytridiomycota, Chytridiomycetes, Polychytriales. The record is from RefSeq and is a predicted model, not a curated record. Bases 212 to 2017 code for a protein of 601 amino acids. Gene Ontology annotation, molecular function: protein binding. The transcript has a single exon.